This is a messenger RNA of Nicotiana tabacum (common tobacco), 412 nucleotides long. NCBI's taxonomy places the organism in Eukaryota, Viridiplantae, Streptophyta, Magnoliopsida, Solanales, Solanaceae. The record is from RefSeq and is a predicted model, not a curated record.
UUGUACUGAAGCGUUAAAAAGAGAAAAAAAGAAACGAAGCGCACCGUCUUAGGAUCCGUGACUCGUCUCAUAAGCCGGUGACCCAAUCGACUAUUAACUGUAAAGCGGGGCCAUUUUAGUUUGCUGCUAAUUGCUCUCUGCUUUUGAAGGGAGGAAACUCUUGUCAAAUCCAAUGGCCGCCAUAUUAGCUCGGAAAUCUCUCUAUGCUCUUCGCUCUCGUCAGCUUGUUUUGGCAGGACAAGCAUGGCAAGGGACUAAUGCAUGUAAUGGAACUCUGCUUGGUACUAGAACAUUUGCUACCAAGCAUUCGUUUUCAACUGACAAAGGUUUGUACUCUGCUCUCCUAAUCCAUCCUAGAUCUAUCAUCCCCUUUCUCUAUGUGUCUGUUAGCAUAUGAGGCGUGUUUGAAAAU